CUAUGGUUUUACCCAACGCAUGCGCAUUGUUGUAGCACUGGUUUGUUGAUCCUGAACCUGACGUGAGUUGAUUUGGUGGUUUCAGGGAAAGAAAAUAUCUGAUCUUCUCCUCUGUGGAGCCGUUGGAGCAUAUGCAGAGAGAGAGUAAAAUACAGUUUCAUGUGAAAGGCUAAUGGAUGACGUGGGGGAUUUGGUUGAACGUUCUCACCGUUCAGAAAGGAAGAGACGAGAUUCCUUUGGUAUGUUUGAUGGAUAUGAUAGCUGCAGUGAGGACACGAGCAGCAGCUCCAGCUCAGAUGAUAGUGAAGAUGAAGUGCCCUCCAUCCCUGCUAGUCUACCAAUCAUCAAAAACAAUGGGCAGGUGUACACAUAUCCAGAUGGAAAGGCUGGUAUGGCUACAUGUGAGAUGUGUGGAAUGGUUGGUGUACGAGAUGCGUUCUACUCAAAAACAAAGAGAUUCUGCAGUGUCUCCUGCUCAAGAAGUUACUCCUCCAAUUCUAAAAAAGCCAGCAUUCUGGCCAGACUUCAGGGUAAACCACCAACAAAAAAGGCAAAAGUGCUGCAGAAACAGCCCCUCAUGGCCAAGCUUGCAGCUUAUGCACAGUAUCAAGCAAGUCAGCAGAACCAGGCAAAAUCGAAAUCAGUGAUUCCUAUUGAGGGGUUUGACUGGGGACAGUACGUCGGUGCAAAUAAUUUGGUUGGCGCCCCAGUGAGCUGUUUCAAGCAUGUACCUAUGGGAAACUGUUGGGGUGACCUUGAGGAGGGUUUGCGCGUUGAGGUGCCAAACACCGACACUACCCUUUCAGCUAAAGUCUACUGGGUGGCUACGAUUGUCAAACUCACAGGUUUCAAGGCCCGUCUCCGGUAUGAAGGUUUUGACAGUGACGGAAACCAAGACUUCUGGUGUAACCUGUGUGUGUCUGAGGUUCACCCUGUGGGAUGGUGUGCCUCCAAUGGAAAACCACUUGUACCUCCAAAAUCCAUUCAGCACAAGUAUUCCAACUGGAAGGCAUUUCUGGUGAAGAGACUUACAGGUGCAAAAACACUCCCCCCAGACUUUGCUUCCAAGGUGGAGGAGAGCAGGAACUAUCCAUUUAAGAAGCUGAUGAGGGUAGAGGUGGUAGAUAAGGCUCAUCUCUGCCGGACCCGGGUGGCCCUGGUUGAACAGGUGAUUGGGGGGCGUCUUCGGCUUGUCUACGAAGAAAGUGAGGAUGGCACAGAUGACUUCUGGUGUCACAUGCUCAGCCCACUUAUCCACUGCAUUGGCUGGUCCCGCAGCAUUGGACACCGCUUCAAAAGAUCUGAUGUGUCAAGGAAGACAGAGGGCCAAACAGAAGCCCCACCGCAGCUGUUUUUGAAGGUGAAGGAUGUUGACCAGAGUGGAGAAUGGUUCAGGGAUGGGAUGAAGCUUGAGGCCAUAGACCCUUUAAACCUCUCUGCUAUAUGUGUUGCCACUGUACGAAAGGUGCUUGCAGAUGGAUAUCUGAUGAUUGCCAUCGAUGGCUCGGAGGCGGCUGAUGGUUCAGACUGGUUCUGUUACCAUGCCACCUCACCUUCAAUCUUCCCUGUAGGCUUUUGUGAAAUCAACAACAUUGAACUCGCUCCUCCUAGAGGCUAUACCAAACGUCCAUUCAAAUGGUUUGACUACCUCAGAGAGACAAGAUCCAUUGCUGCUCCAGUAAAACUCUUCAGUAAGGAAAUUCCCAAUCAUGGUUUUCGUGCAGGAAUGAAACUGGAGGCUGUGGACCUAAUGGAACCUAGACUUGUUUGUGUUGCUACAGUCACCAGGAUAAUCCACAGACUACUUUGCAUCCACUUUGAUGGUUGGGAAGAUGAGUAUGACCAAUGGGUUGACUGUGAAUCUCCUGACCUCUACCCUGUGGGCUGGUGUCAACUCACAGGCUAUCAAUUACAGCCACCAGCAGCACAAACCACCAGAGAAAUCCAACUAAAUGUGACGAAGCAGAAGAAGAAGACACCACAGUAUAAGGGCCAGAAGAAGAAGAGGAAGAUCUCACUUGGGAGGCGGCUUGUCGGGUUUGGUGGACCUUUUAGGAGGAGGACCUUCUCGGGUGAUGAUGAUGAGCACGCCCCGCCCUUCCUCCCGCCACGUCUCCCUGGGUCCCGUCGUCAUCCCGCUGCGGAGUUUGGCCAUUCUUUCAAUCCAGAGACUUUACUGCAGCUGAAGGAGGAAGUGGAUGAAUUCACCAUUUCGCAGGGCAUAUCUGACCAGGAGACUAAUGGCUCCAGCAAAUACUGUACCAAACAGGAGCCCUGAAUCAGGGAGGACAGAGUGCCACAGUGCCCUGUUCAAACUCUCAAUCCAUGUGUCAGCAGCAUUGAGAAAACAAGAGGUGGUCGCCCGCAUCAAAGGAUUCAAAUUGUUUCUUUUCUUUGUCUCCUCUCUCCAGGUAAGACUGCAUGAAAAUACAGUCUUGGUUACUACUGAGGAAGCCGACUUUAUUCCCUUUGUUUUUAGAAAUGUACUGAAUUUACUUUUACUAUUGUACUUGAAGUUUUCAUAAUUAGUUUAUUUGAAUACAACGUUGCAAUAAGUUAACUAGGUGCGGGUGGAUCCAUGAAAGAAUAUAAAAAUCAUACACUGAUAAAUGCAUGAAUAUGUAUUUGUAUAUAAUGAUGCAGAAUCAAGUGGACGGUCUAUAGACAUAAUCAUAGACAUAGUCAAAGUUACUGAGGGAAAACUGUGUUGAUUGGCCUGUCAGUGACACUUCAGAGAUGUUUAUUGUGAUAAUUACUUGUGUUAAUGGCUCCAUGUUUACUUAUGAAAAUACAAGGGUGUCCAACCUGAUAUGACAAUGUGUAAAUUAAUAUAUUUACCCUCACCCACAUCCUGCCAUCUGUUCAGUGUCGAAGAGCCAUAGCUGCUUGCAGACAAGGCAGUGGUAAUUACAUGAUAACUGAUGCAUUUCUUCAUUUUCACCACAUCAACACUACCUACUCAGCCUUGACAGCUGAGAAUCAGAAGCAUUUAAGAUUAUAGUGUUUAUACCUGUUGAGGAGAAAAUACUACCUCUGAACUCAGGCUUUUUAACAUGUAUAUACAAAGCUUUGGUGUUAAAACAAAUCUUGUAGCAGGCCCUCAAAACAGUUGUAUUUUAAUAAGCUGUUGUCAGCUUAUUCUAGAUCUCUAGAAAUGGAUCCAACAGUGUAAACACUGGGAACAAAUGUAUUUAAGCCUGAACACCAAAACACCUUUUUUCCUUUGCCAUUGCACAUCAUUGUGGAUGCUUGUAAGGAAUAUUAUGCAAUGAGGUUUUAUAUCUCGUUAUUGCAAUUACAUCAGUUUACAUAAAUGAGAGAAAGAUACCUAAAGAUUUAUUAUUUGUACUGUGACUAUAUGUCGAGCUGUGUAAUGUUUCCCAAUAUCCAUACUAAUAUUUAUUAUGUUUGUAUAGAUACACAAAAUGUGAAGCAGACAAGUUGAAAGAAAAUGUAACUAAAAGAGAGCCUCUAUUAAAAUAAUGCUCAGUGAUCUGUCUUACAAUAAUAAUGAUCUCUAAUGUGAACCAGUAAGGUUCUGUGUUACUUCUCAGGAAAUGUUUGCAUUUUAUUCUUCUGGCGUAUUGGCUUUGAGUGUCGUUUCCAGAUCUACAGAUGGCCAGUACGAGGUUUCUCACCAUGGUCAGGUUUUUCACAAGGUUCUCUAGCAUUUUUGCUUAAUUAGUGUGAGUUUUUAUUUUUACAUUUCUUUGAAGAAAAAAAAACAAUGAAAGUUCUUUUCUGUACUGUAACUCUUUGAAGUACAUUACCUCAAGACCAUUGUUUUCAGUGGUAUGGACUUCAGGGUUGUAAGGUUUAUAUGGACCUAGUCACUGCUGAGGUCCUCAAUGGGAAACAGGUUUGAGGGGCUUUUGUAAAAGCGAUUUCCAUUGUUACUGGAUUUUAUCUGUGGCUUUGCCAUUUUGGAUAAUGUAACACAGUCUAGCUAUCAAUUGUUCCUUAUGAUGAAGACCAAGACAUUUUGGUACCAACUUGCCACUCAUGUCAUGUGUUUUGUCAUUCUUAUUAUAAUUUCUGAAUAUAUGAACGUUACGUUGCAUCUUGUAUCUCUAGUUAUCUCAUGUGUUAUGGAUCAACUUGAGCAAUAACACACUGUAAUGUCAAACGUUUUUUCUUAGAAGACCAAAUCACUUUUUAUUGUUUAGCUACACUGAAGACAGGACUGUUCAGAGGUUGUUUAGCUGCUAACCUGCACUAAAAAUCAAGUCAAAUCCUAAUGCACAACCUUUUAAAAGUACAUGUGUGUGUAUGUGUGUGUCUCUCUCUGUGUGUGUGUUCAGCCAGAUUGAUGCCUUAUAAUUAAUGCUAUGCUUCUUAAACAAAAGGAGCAACCCAAAAGAAUCCUCAACUGCAGUAAAUGAUGAGUGCGUGCAGCUGGAUAAGAACACCACAUGUGUACCUCUCUUGCUGUGAUCCGAACCCUGUUUCUUCUCGGACACACUGUUGCAUUAGUAAUUAGAUGAUGGUGCUAUAACUAAAAACUUUAAAUGGUAACAUCCUAGCAAAUUGCAAUUAUUGGGCAAUCAUAAUUAUAGUAGUUUUAUUUUAGUUUCUUUAGUUUUUGUUUUUUAUUUCUUUUAUUUCUUUUAUAUAAGAAAACUGAUUGACCAUGCCUGGUACAUGAGGGGAGUGGGGUUUCUACAGCUUUUGUAUGGUCUGGUUUUGCUUUUACCAUUAUUGCAAUCUGUCAGUGCUUCGAGUUUUUGAGAAGUCAGCUUAUUUGUAUAUAGUUCAGUUGGUAUUGUUUUCAACAGGCAUUGCAAAUCAUUUUGCCAUGGCUGUAAAUUACAUUUGUUGAAAAUUGUAAUGUUUUACACUGAAUAAAAGGAUACCUUAACAUAA
Molecule: messenger RNA, 4863 nt
Organism: Clupea harengus (Atlantic herring)
Lineage: Eukaryota; Metazoa; Chordata; Actinopteri; Clupeiformes; Clupeidae
Product: MBT domain-containing protein 1-like
Biological process (GO): negative regulation of DNA-templated transcription
Cellular component (GO): nucleus
Molecular function (GO): chromatin binding; zinc ion binding
Source: RefSeq, a predicted model, not a curated record